AUGUCACAGCAAACCGUGGCGCGCAUGGGACAUGCGUUCCCCGAGGGCUGCAAGAAUCUUCCGGCGACCUACUUUUCAACAGCUGCUAUAACCAUCUUCACUGACCUGGUUGUCCUGUUGAUGCCUCUGCCCCAGUUAAUGAAGCCGAGCCUGCACCGACGGAGGAAAUAUGCUCUGAUUGCAAUAUUCCUAACAGGAACCUUUGCAUCCGCCGCGUCUAUUGCCCGGCUCAAUGCUCUUUACAAGUACACCUUGGUUCCCAACCUAACUGUUCAGAUUCUCCUCUGGUCUCAGAUCAAAGUAAACGCCGCAAUUAUCUCCGCGUCCGCUCCCUCCCUCCGCCCCCUCUUCCUUCGCAUCUUUAGAGGAUCUUCCUACGGCUGCCAGCGCCCCUCAAACUCCCCGUACGCCGGUUACGGAGCUUACGAAAACGGCGAGUCGAACUUCCGCCGUACCAUCACCGGCGCCGCCGGCACAAACCACGGUGCAGUCGAGUUGACGUCCCGAGAUGACGAUGUGUAUGCGCGGAGGGGACCCGGUGUGUCAAGAAUGACGUUCAAGACGCGGAAGGGCACUGUUGCUGACGACAAUAGUAGUCAGGAGCUGAUCCUUGACCAGAAUGCGAACAUUAUGAAGACGGUGGUUAUCAAGAUGACGAGUGAGAGUCGGAGGUGAUUAUACGUUUAGGAAGAUAAGGCAAGAUGGGAAGGAUAUGCGAAGAAAAGAGAGAGAUCCUUUGCAAGUUGGCAGGUGUUUGGAAGCAAAGCCGCGUUGGAAUGUUCCAGAGA
Messenger RNA from Aspergillus calidoustus, 788 nucleotides. NCBI's taxonomy places the organism in Eukaryota, Fungi, Ascomycota, Eurotiomycetes, Eurotiales, Aspergillaceae. The record is from the annotation of a GenBank genome assembly.